AUGCAAUCAAACCCGACUGCCGUAUCUCAACAUACGCCUUCACUUGACUCAUCCCAAGCCAAACCCAGCUCUACCCAGCAUGGAAGCGACUUCGAUGGCCGUCCAGUCUCUGACCCUCUCCAUCAUGAGAUGUCCGGAGACACUUCAGGCCUGGACGUACCGGCGCCAGGCGUGGACCAUCCGCCCCUGAACGACGCUGGAGAAGCCCCGCCAUCCCCGCCGGUAAGCCGUGUGAGUCAGUACGAAAAUGCUGGGACUCCCGGUAAAAAGGGCACUGAUCUAGCUUUUCGUGUCGUUGCUUCUACGAGCCAGUGCAUCUUGCCUCUGGAGUCUAUGCCAAACGAGGUUCUCACGCAUAUCCUGUCGCACCUGCCUCCACAGUCCCUCUCGGCCAUUACCUUAGUAUCUCGUCGAUUUCAUUCCUUGGUCACCACUCCCCAUGCCUGGAGAAUCGCCUUCUCCCGGUUCUUCCCGGGUCCCCAGGCCGCGGAGACUGGACGUCGCGUCGCAGCAGAUGAGGUGGAUUUGAUGUCGGACCGGCGAGUCUUUGCGCGACUGACCGCACUGGCUUCUUGGCGCAGUGAGUAUAUCCUGCGGACCCGGCUGAUGCGGUCAUUAUCUCGAGGCAAGCCAGCGCAAUUCCAGCCAUCUAAGAAGCAUGGAACCGUGCGCUCGGCGAACGGUCGCAACGGAAGCGCCGUUGCAACCUACACCUCGCAGUUGAUGUUCCCCGUGAGUAAAAUCCACGGAACUUUCAACAGCUCUGAUAAGGACCCAACCUUCAUCCACGGCGCCUCGGAGCAGGGUAUCUCUUCUGCUAGCGAUCCAUCGGCAGUGAAGGUGAGCACCUGGGGGCUAUCCGAUCUCCAAAUGUUCCGGCACUUUGCAGAUAUCUUUCCAGGUGAUUCACCGUACGGCCUUGGGUCAGGCGAGAUGGUUGGUGUGCCCAACUCGAUGGAUGUCAGCCAGCCGUACGGCAUGAUUUAUGGAGAGGGUUGUCCGGGCGGCCGUGGCUACUUUAUCUCGACCAUGGAGCAGCGAGGCCGCUUCCUGGGUCCUUCUGACUUGGGUUCUCAUCCUCGUUUGGGUAUUCCCGCGGUGAAGAUGAUCACGCAUUCCGUGUGUUCGGUCUGGAUUGCCAAGUCAUCGUCUAUCCUCAAGACAACCGGUGGCUUGAUUGCCAUGAUGUCUGGUUCUUCCUCUGGUGUACUCUCAGCGUAUGCGCUGGGUCCCCACCCAACGUAUGAGAAACGAUACGAACGAGGGCAAGUGACCGUUAAGUGGGUUCUGAGCCCUGGUGUUCCUAUUAUUGGCAUCGCCGUGGACAAUAAUUAUACACCGAAGCGUCAUUCCCAGCGACGGGUUUGGGCUUUUGCCCUCAAUGCCUUGGGUGAAAUUUUCUACCUCACGGAUCUCCCGAGUCAACCGGAGGUUCCCUCGACGACCAAGUUGACUGCCGAGCAGUUUGAUGAACUCGCUUGGAAGACUGGCAGAAGUGUGCGAUGGGGGCUCAUUGAAUCGAGUCGACGUACAGCACGUCCAGACCCUUUCAGUCGAGAUCCGGUUGAUGGUAGUUAUAGCCCUCGAUCCUCGUCAGAUUCGAUGCACCUUGAUGAAGAGCAGAUUGCGGCGGAGACAAAGGAAAUUGAGAAAUUUCUUUCGUACAAACCGAAGCACUUCCGCAAGGUCUGCGAAGGCUGGAAUAUGCGAUGUGAUCUCCACGUUGAUUUCGCAGGUGACGAUGGGCGCGGUUCCGGUGAAUCGGCCCUCGUCAUUGCCCGUGGAGCGGAUGAGCCUGAGAAAGCAUCCAUCCGACGAUUUGGCCGCUCUGUGGUCAAACCUGGCUUGAACUCAAUAUCAUCGAUUUCCUGCUCACGAGCUGAAAACCUACCUAGCUCCCUCUUUGGGGGCCCUGUCAAUUUGCCGAGCUCAGCUGCCAGUGAAACGCCUCCGUCUCGAUCGUCAGCUCGGUCAAGCGAACCCGUUUCUGACGUGAACACGGAGUGGCGGAUUUCCAAUUUUACCUUUGGGGAUCUCAAUUCUGUGGAAGUCACAACCAGUGCAUUGGACAAUUCUACAUUUGCUACUCUGACUGCGGAGGAGGACCCUCUCCUAGCAAUGUCCGGAAGUUCCUUUUCGUCUGCUACCUCCUCACCAAUGCUCCCGCACAUGGACAAGCCUCGAUCAAGUCUUGAAAUCCCUGGGCACCGAGCACGAUACCUUGCAGUUGGAACAAACACUGGUGCGGUCCUUGUCUGGGACAUUCGCGCACUUGCCGCCAAGAACGUGGAUGUCAUCAACUCUAUUCCUCCGCUCCAUGUCAUCCAAACCGAAUCGCCCCAAGUCUCCUGCGUGGCAUUGACGUCCUUGUAUCUGGUGCAUGGUGGCAAUGAUGGCCUGGUUCAAGCCUGGGAUCCAUUGGCGUCCUCAACACGCCCGAUCAGGACCAUCAAUUCCCGCUUCUCAUCCCGCGCUCGUCGUCGAUUGGUGCAAGCGGAAGCAUCCAUGUUUGGCGUCGGAAACAACUUUUUCGCCACAGGGGCUAUUUGUCUGGACCCAGAUCCUACCAAUCUUCGUGGAAUGGUCUCCCUUGGCACGCAUCUACGUUAUUGGUCAUACAGCUCAUCCGCUGCUGAUCAAUAUAAGACUAGCAAACGACGGCUUCGCCGUGCAUUGCGCGGUGACAACGGGGCCAGCGAUGGGCAGCGGUUCAAUAACAGUGGACGAGGUGCCAUCCAAGACUUCAUUGAAGAUGAGCGUGUCGAAAUUGAGCGGCAGAAGAUCGCGGACGAGCGAGAAAGAGCCCACCUGAGUCAAAGGUUCGGCGUGGAUCUCCUUGGUCCGGAUAUUGACGAGGAACAGCUUCUCCAGUAUGCCCAACUUCUGAGCCAGGAAGCCUAUACUGGGGACAUAGUCAAACAGGGUGACUCGAUAGUGGCCGCAAGCUCCGUUGCCAGCUCUUCCCUUCCCGACACCACCGGGCCAAGUUCGUUCGGAGGUGCUGAAGUGUCCUCGUCGUCUUCUCCCUACCAUGAUGCAGCAGAUGAGCAAGUGGACGAUGAUCUUGCCGAAGCCAUUCGUCUCAGUCUUCUUGAUGAGGAGUCUGCAUCUCCACCGGUUGACCUAACGCCGUCCAUCCCAAUAAAGUAUGCCAAGGGGAUGCGACGACGUACCCCAUCAUCCCCCGGGAAUAGGAACGCCGAGAGCAGUCAACGGAAGGAAAUGGACGACUUGGAUUUUGCCAUCCAGCUCAGCUUAGCCGAAGACCAAAGCCGCGCCGUGACUGGCGAAGAAUGGGAAGAGUUCCCAGCCCUUGAAUCGGGGGCAUUUUCAUCUUCGCAGUCAUCGGGCAAAGGCAAAGGAAAGGCCAGGGCAUGA
Molecule: messenger RNA, 3378 nt
Organism: Penicillium cinerascens
Lineage: Eukaryota; Fungi; Ascomycota; Eurotiomycetes; Eurotiales; Aspergillaceae
Product: F-box and WD domain protein
Exons: 2
Coding region: 1-3378 (1125 amino acids)
Biological process (GO): proteasome-mediated ubiquitin-dependent protein catabolic process
Cellular component (GO): nucleus; cytosol; proteasome regulatory particle, base subcomplex
Molecular function (GO): polyubiquitin modification-dependent protein binding
Source: RefSeq, a predicted model, not a curated record